This is a messenger RNA of Diorhabda sublineata, 2007 nucleotides long. RefSeq names its product angiogenic factor with G patch and FHA domains 1. NCBI's taxonomy places the organism in Eukaryota, Metazoa, Arthropoda, Insecta, Coleoptera, Chrysomelidae. The transcript is spliced from 8 exons. The coding region runs from base 354 to 1916 and encodes 520 amino acids. Gene Ontology annotation, molecular function: nucleic acid binding; protein binding. The record is from RefSeq and is a predicted model, not a curated record.
GAUUUAGUUAGAAGCUGUCAUGUAUGAUGUCUGCUCCCACCUGCACAACAGAGUAAAAAGGAUGUGAAUCGUGUAUUUACGAUAAUGCUUACCGCACUGGGACAGUAAAUACAAUAAAGCAGUAUUUUAACUCAAUAAGAAAAGAGAGAAAUACAGAGAUAGUAUUGCAUAAUAGCGAUCUAUUAUCUACCUGGUGAAUAUACAUCUCUAUGAGCAAAGCCAUCGAACUUCAAACCAAGGUUUUAGGGUAACACAUAUAUUCUAAAGGAGAGAAAUUAUAUUGACAUAUGACAGAAGAUACCAGUGAUGUUUAUAUUGAAAAAUACUCUAAAAUAGGUAUUUUAAUAUAAAACAUGAAUACUACAGUAAAUCAAAAUAAAGAAAUCAAAACAAGUGAUUCGUCAUGUAGUGAAAUAGACAUAAUUCAAAAAGCGCAUACGGAUACCAACUUCAAGAUGAAAUUGUUACAAGAUUAUCCAGAAGCUUUCAAUUACAUUGAAAAAUUAGAAAACCUUAUUAAUCGGUACCUGAAAAAAAUAAACAAAUUGCGAAAUAGAUUAAAGACAAGAAAUAAACAUGUAGAUAGUAGUACCCAAACAGAAGUAAUCAGUACAAAUGCAUUAGAUUCAGAUACCCAAAUGAAUGUUCAGCAGAGUUUAGUUGAUGAUAUUACAGAAGCAGCCGAAUCAGCUAUGCAAAAUACUGGUUUUGUUUACGAGGAAACAUCAGGAUUAUACUAUGACUAUAAUACGGGAUAUUACUACAAUGCGGAAUAUGGUUUAUAUUAUGAUGGUACUACUGGUAAAUAUCUAAAAUAUAAUGCUGAUACACAAUCUUAUGAAUUUCAUUCACAAGUACCUAUUCAAGCAGAGGCAGAAAGUGGACAUGUUAUUAAAAGAAAAAGCAAACAUAAAAACAAAGGACUCAAAAAAGGGCGUAAAACAGAAGGAAGAUCUGGUAAAAUAAAUAAGGAUAUGGAAGAAGGAGAAUGUACUUCUACUGAAACAAAUAGUGAUGAUGCAGGGGUCGAUUCUGAUUCUAGUGAUAUAUCCAAAAGUUGGCCACCAUGUAUGCGAGUAAUAGUAGAGGCUUCAGAAAUACCAAGUAUGAAAGUUGGCUCUUUACAUAUAAUAACCUGUAGCGGAGGUUCAAUCGGUCGGGAAGGAUCCCAUUCGAUUCUGUUAAAAGAUCCGAACGCAAGUAAACAUCAUUUAAAAAUUUCAUUUGAAGAAAAAACUGGACAUUACCAAGCAGUGGAUUUAGGAUCAAGAAAUGGGACUUUACUUAACGGAAAACGAAUGUCACCAUCAAAACAAGAGAGUGAAAGUAUGAUUAUUAUUCAUGGUAGUAAAAUACAAAUCGGGCAGACAAUUUUAGUGUGUCACAUACAUGAGGGUAACCAAACAUGUGGACAUUGUGAACCGGGACUUAUUCAAGUUAAAGAACCAGAAAAAGAACGACUUUACAUGCCUAGUAAGUCGAAUCAACAUAAGAAGCAAUUAAAUAAUUUAAAAAUGCUUUAUGGAGUCACAGAAUUUGAGGGUGAGGCAAAAUUAGCCAGUGGAUAUACAGACAGGGCUCAAAAAAGAAGAGAAACAGUAGGCAGUCAAAAUCCACAUGAAAAAACUCAAACAGCUUCCGUUAAUGAGUCGAUAAAUAAAGAAAAUAAGGGCUUCAAAUUACUACAGAAAAUGGGUUGGAAGGAAGGAGAGUCGUUAGGUAAAGAGGGAGGUGGUCUUUUGGAACCGAUUAAUCCACAAUCCAAUCAAGGAACUACCGGAAUAGGUUCAAAAAACAUAGAAGUACAAUCAAUUCCAACAAAUUCAAGCAAACAAAAUAUUUGGAAGAAGGCCAACGAACGAUUUCAAAAAUUGCCUGAAACCAAUAAUGCAUUUGAUGCAGAUUCAGAUGACUAAUCAUAAUUAUUUAUUGAAAGCAACAAUAAUUAAUUAUUUUUUGUAUUUAUUUGUGAGUUAAUUGAUUAAUUAAAUGUGGUUAUUGUUAAAC